Messenger RNA from Perkinsus marinus ATCC 50983, 1092 nucleotides. RefSeq lists its product as hypothetical. The coding region runs from base 1 to 453 and encodes 150 amino acids. NCBI's taxonomy places the organism in Eukaryota, Perkinsozoa, Perkinsida, Perkinsidae. The record is from RefSeq and is a predicted model, not a curated record. The transcript is spliced from 2 exons. Gene Ontology annotation, molecular function: mRNA binding; metal ion binding.
AUGUUUUUCGUCCGAAACUCCCCUAUCGAGCAGGCAGAUUUCGAGGUCCUCUACUUGGUCGGUCGCCUACAGCGAUUCGAGCCCCAAAUAUGUUUCGUUAACCCCGAGGCUCCCUCCCCCCCGGUGUAUUUGGUCAAAACUAAAGCCUGCAGACACUUUGCCAGAGGCUAUUGUGCUUUUGGUGAUAAGUGUGCAUUUGCUCACACUGUGGACGAACUCAGAGUGAGGCCGCCGAACUUGUGUAAGACCAAACUCUGCGACCGUGGGAGAAAUUGUCGUCGCCCUAAUUGUGGCUACGCCCACAGUAAAGCUGAGUUGUUCCACAUUGAACCAGAUUGCCCUGACAUUAAGGGCGCUGAUGAUGCUAUGUCUGACUACUACCAGGACUUGCAGUAUAUCGAACAGCUGGGUGUUAUGUAUGCUGCCGCUACUGAGAAACAUGAUAAGGUUUAGAUUUUUUUUCUGUAAAACACUCUAAUGAUCUUCCCCACAAAUAUAUAGUUUUUCCCUGUUAUCAUUCAAGGCACUCUAAGAAGGCUUUCGUCGAUGCAGGUAGAGUAGUACACUCAUUUCUAAGCUCUUAUAGACAUUAUAAGGUUAGUAUUGUAGUUCGUUGUUGUCGCUGUCGUAGGCCUUACCAGCGAUUUGACUCGGUGUUGUUCGCUCGCCGCGAUAUUACUACUAUAAUACUACUACUAACAAUAGACUUACUGUAUUUGUAUUAUUGGCAUUAUUAUCAUUUCAUAGUAUCACUUUUCAUUGUCUCUACGCUAGGUCUAAUGAUGGUAGUUAAUUUUUCGAAAGUUGAUCGAGCUAUUGGGCACUACAAUGCACUUCGCUCGUUUCUUAUUUGAUCACGACUGAGUGUUCAGCAUCUCUGUCACGAGCACUGAUGCUGGCUGAGAUCAGUGCGUAUUAUUUUAUUAGCACGAUUAGUGAUGUGGCAACGAGAUGAGGUGUUAUUGUUAUUCCUGUUCCCUGUGAACUACUGGCGUUGGUGCGCAACGUAAUCAUAUUAGUCGUAUAAGUCGCUUGCGUAAGGCUUUUAUUGUUUUGCAGUAUAGGAAUUGAUUCCUUUCACUGUAGAGAUGA